AUGGGUUCGCUACUCAGCGACAGAGUCAAACCAUCUAAGCCAUUCGAUAUUACUAGAGUCGAUUUUGCCGGACCAAUCAUUACACUCGUCAACAAAGGACGUGGCCGGAAGACAUUCAAAUCAUAUAUAGCAUUGUUCAUAUGCUUUGCUACUAGAGCAAUCCACCUAGAGGCAACGAGUGAGCUAACCACGGCAGCCUUCAUGGCAACACUACGCAGAUUCAUAGGACGACGAGGACUUCCAAGGAAGAUCUGCAGUGACAAUGCUACAAACUUCGUAGGAGCGAAGCGAGAGCUGGAGGAACUAUACGCAUUCGUUCGAUCUUCUAUCGACGGAGCGGUCGGCGACAACUUGCAAGAAAAGGGAAUAGAAUGGAGUUUUAUUCCUCCUUACUCGCCCCAUAUGGGAGGCCUCUGGGAGGCAGGAGUUAAAUCCUGCAAAUAUCAUCUCAAACGAGUGAUGGGUAACACCUUGUUCACUUUUGAAGAGUUGUCUACAGUUUUAGUACAAAUUAAGGCGUGUCUCAACUCACGACCUCUACCGCCAUUAUCUUCGGAUGCCUUGGAUUUGCAAGCUUUGACACCAGGGCACUUCUUGGUGGGAGGACCACUAGUCAGCCUUCCAGAAAGAGACUUAUCCGAUGUUAAGAUAAACCGUCUCGACAGAUGGGAAAUGAUCCAACACACCACUCAAGAUUUCUGGGAACGGUGGGCGGCGGAGUACAUCGCCAACUUGCAAAGCAGAGUUAAAUGGAGAGCAACGCAAAAGAACCUGCAAAUCAACGAUCAAGUACUGCUAAAGGAAGAUAAUCUUCCACCAUUAAAAUGGAAAACUGGUCGUGUUAUGGACGUACACACUGGAAAGGACAACCUAAUCAGAGUAGUAACGAUGCGUACGAACAAUGGCGUGUUUAAACGUGCAAUCAGUAAACUUUGUAAACUGCCAAUAAAGGAUAUUACAUAA
This is a messenger RNA of Solenopsis invicta (red fire ant), 963 nucleotides long. RefSeq lists its product as uncharacterized. Gene Ontology annotation, molecular function: nucleic acid binding. Gene Ontology annotation, biological process: DNA integration. The transcript has a single exon. Bases 1 to 963 code for a protein of 320 amino acids. The record is from RefSeq and is a predicted model, not a curated record. NCBI's taxonomy places the organism in Eukaryota, Metazoa, Arthropoda, Insecta, Hymenoptera, Formicidae.